Messenger RNA from Castor canadensis (American beaver), 5701 nucleotides. RefSeq names its product Sad1 and UNC84 domain containing 2 (gene Sun2). The record is from RefSeq and is a predicted model, not a curated record. Gene Ontology annotation, cellular component: meiotic nuclear membrane microtubule tethering complex; nuclear envelope. NCBI's taxonomy places the organism in Eukaryota, Metazoa, Chordata, Mammalia, Rodentia, Castoridae. Gene Ontology annotation, molecular function: protein-membrane adaptor activity.
CACUCGGCCACGCGCGCGCCGCCCGGCCCCACUCGCGCAGCGCGGGCCUCUGUCGGCUGCAUUGUCCGCUUGCCAGCCCCGCGUCGCCCAGCUUUUCUGCUUCCCGCGCGCCGGACCCCCGGGCCCGGCCGCCACCUUGGUCCUGCGCGGGGCGCCGCCCGCGGAAUCCCUAACGCGGGAAGGGGGCGCGCCCGGGCAGCGCGACAGGCCUCGGACGUCCCUGGCCACGCACGGAGCAGCAGCGGGAGCAGACUCUCUUCAGAGAAAGGGGUCUCCAUCCCAUCUCAUUAUGUCAAGACGAAGCCAGCGCCUCACGCGCUACUCACAGGGUGACGAUGAUGGCAGCAGCAGCAGUGGAGGGAGCUCCGUGACAGGCAGCCAGAGCACACUGUUCAAAGACAGUCCACUCAGGACCUUGAAGAGGAAAUCCAGCAACAUGAAGCGCCUGUCUCCAGCGCCACAGCUGGGCCCCUCUGAUGCCCACACCUCCUACUACAGCGAGUCCAUGGUCCGGGAGUCCUAUGUAGGCAGCCCCCGGGCAGCAGCCCUUGCUAGGAGUGCCCUUCUUGAUGACCACCUGCGCAGUGAGCCCUAUUGGAGUGAGGACCUGCAUGUAAGGAGGAGGAGAGGCACAGGUGGCACGGAGAGCAGCAAGGUCAACGGGUUGGCGGAGAAGAAGGAGGACUUCCUCGGCUCCUCCUCGGGCUACUCUUCUGAGGAUGACUUCGUGGGUUACCCGAAUAUGGACCAGCAUAGCUCAGGGUCACGGUUACGGAGUGCUGUCUCUGGCGCAGGCUCCUUUGUCUGGAUGCUGGUCACUUUCCCAGGCCGGCUCUUUGGACUUCUCUACUGGUGGAUAGGCACCACCUGGUACCGCCUGACAACAGCCGCCUCCCUCCUAGAUGUCUUUGUUUUAACCAGGUCCAGGCGCUUCUCCUCCUUGAAGACAUUCCUCUGGUUCCUCUUGCUGCUGUUGUUCCUGACGGGCCUGACCUAUGGUGCUUGGUAUUUCUACCCCUAUGGGCUGCAGACAUUCCACCCUGCUGUGGUGUCCUGGUGGGCAGCAAAGGACGGCAGACGGCAGCCUGAAGUUUGGGAAUCCAGAGACGCGUCUCCACACUUCCAGGCCGAGCAGCGCAUCCUAUCCCAAGUGCACACCCUGGAGCGCCGCCUAGAAGCUCUUGCUGCUGAGUUUUCCUCUAACUGGCAGAAGGAGGCCAUCCGACUGGAACGCCUGGAGCUGCGGCAGGGGGCUGCUGGCCAGGGAGGUGGCGGUGGUGGCCUGAGCCACGAGGACACCCUGGCACUCCUGGAAGGGCUAGUGAGCCGCCGCGAGGCUGCCCUGAAGGAGGACUUCCGCAGGGACAGUGCUGCCCGCAUCCAGGAAGAACUGGCCACCUUGCGGGCAGAAUAUCACCAAGACUCAGAAGACCUCUUCAAGAAGAUUGUCCAGGCCUCCCAGGAGUCAGAAGCUCGCAUCCAGCAGCUGAAGUCAGAGUGGCAAAGGAUGACCCAGGAGGCCUUCUGGGAGAACUCUGUGAAGGAGCUGGGGCGGCUGGAGGCCCAGCUGGCCAGCCUGCGGCAGGAGCUGGCAGCCCUGACCCAGAAGCAGAGCUCAGUGGCAGAUGAAAUGGGGCUAAUACCGCAGAAGAUCCAGGCUGUGCGGGCUGAUGUGGAAUCCCAGUUCCCCACCUGGAUCAGUCAGUUCCUUCUCCAAGGGAGCAGCGCCCACCCUGGGCUCCUCCAGAGAGAGGAGAUGCACACCCGGCUGCAGGAGCUGGAGACCAAGAUCCUCGCCCAUGUGGCAGAGAUGCAGGGCAAGUCAGCCCGGGAGGCCGCAGCCUUCCUGGGACGGACACUGCAGAAAGAAGGUGUGGUCGGGGUGACAGAGGAGCAGGUGCACAGGAUUGUCAAGCAGGCCCUGCAGCGCUACAGUGAGGACCGCAUUGGGAUGGUGGACUAUGCUCUGGAGUCAGGAGGAGCCAGUGUUAUCAGUACCCGAUGUUCCGAGACCUACGAGACCAAGACAGCCCUCCUCAGCCUCUUCGGCAUCCCCUUGUGGUACCAUUCCCAGUCACCCCGUGUCAUUCUCCAGCCAGAUGUGCAUCCAGGUAACUGCUGGGCCUUCCAAGGGCCCCAGGGUUUCGCCGUGGUCCGCCUCUCUGCCCGUAUCCACCCCACAGCCGUCACCUUAGAGCACGUGCCCAAGGCCUUGUCACCCAACAGCACCAUCUCUAGUGCCCCCAAGGACUUUGCCAUCUUUGGGUUUGACGAAGAUUUGCAGCAGGAUGGAACACUUCUUGGCACAUUCACCUAUGACCAGGAUGGGGAGCCCAUUCAGACCUUCUACUUCCAGGCUCCUAAAAUGGCCACGUACCAGGUAGUGGAGCUACGGAUCCUGACCAACUGGGGCCACCCCGAGUACACCUGCAUCUACCGCUUCAGAGUGCACGGGGAGCCUGCCCACUAGCUCUUCGACAUCUCGUGCCUGUUGCCAGCCCUCUGGGAGGCUCACCCCUCCCAGCAGCCACUCCUGCUCCAGGAGUGGAUGCAUAGCACCCUGCCACUGCUCCCACAUGCUUAUUGGCAUUCUGAUUUCCAGGAGCAAAAAACGCUGGCCCCAGGGAGAUGAGGAAGAAUAUACAGGCUUUCCCACAUAGCCAGGCACCUCGAGGUGACCAUUGGGCUCCAGCAGCCCCCUUCACCUUCCUCCUUGAGCUGGGUGCCACAGGGUGUAUAUAUGUAGCAUACCAUGGGGGACUGGGAGGCAGGGAAGUGAGGCCAACUGCCAUCACCUGGGGUGGAGGGACUGGCUCCAAGGUGUUCCUGAUGGGAGGGCAGCUGGAUAAAGGAGGUGCCAAAGUUGUGGGUGGGCUGGGCCACCCCAGGAGAGGUGAGAUGGGUGAGUUGUGCAACCCUCUGGGAGGAGGAUGCUUAGCACCAGGCAACUGAGUCCAUCCACAGGAGACAUCUGGAGGCCCUCAAGGCAGGGGAAGGCCUAGGGAAGCUUAACCCACAGACCCUGAGGGACUCCUCUAGAAGUCCUGGGGAAUAGUAGCUGUGGGGUUCUUUGUGCCUUGGAGGGGAUGGGCUCCUACCAGUCUAUAAGACACCCCGAUGCUGGGGUGGACAAUGCUUUCUCUCCUGAUACCAAGGCAAGAGCCCAUGAUGCACCCCACUUCUGCUGGGGCCUGCCUAUGCCCCAGAGCAAGCUUUAUACUCUCUUCCAGGCUGUGGGGGGCCUCAGGCCUGCCUUUGGGGUCAUUAGCCCCUAGAGGGAGCAGGGGACUUCAAGGCUCUCCUAGGUCAUGCAGAUGCUGAUAGUGCUGUUCAGGGUACUGGGUAAGAAGAGGCUGUCUGUAUACCACCCCCUCCAGUCAGGCCCUGAUGGAGACGACACUCUCACUAUCCCCUUGUCUCUCCGCUGUUGCUCAAUUGUUUCCUUUCUGGCUCCUUCUCUAUGGGACAGUGGCAUGGGGGCUGGAAGGGAGGACGGCAGAAGUUAUGCUGUGUAGGAAGGAGCAAGAGGGGGCUUUUAGGCCCUCAGGCCCUGCUGUAUUAUGUAUAUAUUUUUCAAGUUUUUGGGUUUUUUUUUAAUUGAGAAACUAAGGGCUUGACUCCUAGCUCCAUUCUGUGGGGCACUGGGUGGUACUCAGUUCCUAGUUCCUGGCUGCCAAGAGGGGCUUGGUCCUGGCCUGCGGGAAGGACCAGGAGAAGCUGCUGGGCAGGCAGAUGCCCUGUGUUAGCAGGGCUGGACCCACUUGGCUCCAGGGCUUGGGCUGGUUGAAGCAUGGCACCCUGCACAGCCCUGCCCCUGUCAAAACCACCAGGACUUGUUUUGCGCUCUCCUGUCACAAAUGCUGCACUGUUGGUUCUUAAUGUUUUUAUCUCCAGAUUCUAAUUUAUGCCUAUGCAAAAAAUAAAGGAUGCCCAGGAUCAAUGGAAUGUGGUUUUUAUCUGACUACUGCAGAAGGUGGCUGCUAUUGCGGAAAUAAGGAAAUAAAAUCUUAGUCAAACCAAUCUCCCCAAAGACUUAUUCCUGAAGUUUAGAAACCCAGGACUUUUGGUAAAAACCUCAUGGUAAUGUAGCUGGGACCAGAGACAAAGUCAAUUCCAGUGUUUCUGAACUGGCAGAAGUGCAAUGGCUUUACCUCUUAUGGAGGAAAAGGCCUUUCCUGUCUUGGUGCUAUGAGAGAGGUCAAACCAAUCUCCCCAAAGACUUAUUCCUGAAGUUUAGAAACCCAGGACUUUUGGUAAAAACCUCAUGGUAAUGUAGCUGGGACCAGAGACAAAGUCAAUUCCAGUGUUUCUGAACUGGCAGAAGUGCAAUGGCUUUACCUCUUAUGGAGGAAAAGGCCUUUCCUGUCUUGGUGCUACUGAGAGAGGCAGAAAGUCACAUACGUAAGGAGCUGCAUCCCCUGACAAGCUGCACAGGACUGGCCCCCCAGCAGAACCCUGAAGCAUCUUGUACUGGCCAUAGCACCUUGCCCUGAGCUGAUUCUCACCAUGGUUAAGAAAAUAAAGGCAGGAAUGGUCAGGAGGAAGGGGUGUUGUGGACAACCAGAGCCAGGAGAGGGCACUGGAUAGAGUGCAAGUCCAGCCUGGAGCUUCUGGGUUCUGAGUCCCAGGACAGAGCUGGGCCUGCACUUAGUUCACUUCCCAUCCUUUCACCCAACACCUGCUCUGCAUCUAGUGCCAGUUUUCAACAAAGGAAAACACCCCCGAGCAGGAACAGCCCCAGUAAAACAUCCCUGAGCCUGCCACAUGCCAUCAAGGCUCAGUGCCUCUGCCCAGCUGCCCAUAUUCAAAUCCUGUUGGCCCCUCAGGGUACAACCCUCAUACCAUCUCCCUGGCACCUCCCCAACCCUAACCAAAUGCACUGUGGCACAUGGUCACACAAAUAAAGACCCAUCUGUGAGGUGGGGAUUUGGCCACCUCCACCCCACCUAUCCUAGGGCCUUAUUCCUGGUAGAGAUGCCACAAACACCUACCGCCUGUACAGAAAAGUCAGAUCUUGUCAUUUGAGACAGAAAGAUUAGCAAUGUUAUUCUUUAUCAACUAGAAAUGGGUUGGGAUUUUGUGCCAGAUGAAUUGUUGGGAGGGCUGAGACCUGCAGGGACCUUUAUAAUCCCUGUUAAUGGCAGUAAAACACUGAAUUCAGUCAGCUCCCUGCUGGUAGGUGUGGGCCUAGGGUGACUUGCCUCCUGUGUGUCUGUGAGCAGAGGCCAAGGUAGUGGCCAGAGUUCCUGAAAGAAUGUUUUUGGCAACUACCACUGCUUAUAAGGCUAAAGAGUUCAAAUGCAAUGAGGUUUCACCAUGGCUAGGUCCUGUGGGGACAGAGUCGACAGCCUACUCCUGCCAUGCCGCUGCCCUCUCAUUAUGAAGGUACAGUCUAAGCAAGCCAGAGUCAACAGAGUGGGCAGAAACAGCCAAUAAAGGAACAGCAGGACUCAAAGGACAAGUCAGGUGGCUGGCAGGCAAAGCUGCAGGGUGAGGGCCAACAUGGGAAUGAGCAUCUGCUGGCUACACCCCCUCUCUGAGCUGCAGCUUCCCCAACUAGAAAACCAGUGCUAGCAAUGCCUACCCAGAGAUAGGAGCUGUGAAUGUCAGGCCACAAGUGAGUGAGCCCUCCUGGCAGUCCUCACCACACAGCAGAUGUGGCCGUGCCAUGUUCUCCUCUCUGGCCUGCCCAGGGCCUCAC